This is a messenger RNA of Pundamilia nyererei, 924 nucleotides long. It is a transcript of the gene h2az2a, whose product is annotated as H2A.Z variant histone 2a. Lineage: Eukaryota; Metazoa; Chordata; Actinopteri; Cichliformes; Cichlidae. The transcript has 5 exons. The coding region runs from base 95 to 481 and encodes 128 amino acids. The record is from RefSeq and is a predicted model, not a curated record. Gene Ontology annotation, cellular component: nucleosome. Gene Ontology annotation, molecular function: DNA binding; structural constituent of chromatin; protein heterodimerization activity.
CGAUUUGCGAAAAGGUUUAUUGUUUCUUUGCUUUCGGGAGCCGAAACUGUUUGGAAUCUACUCAGCGCUACAAUAAAAUAACGCGUCGGGAAAAAUGGCUGGUGGCAAAGCAGGAAAAGACAGUGGCAAAGCCAAGGCGAAAGCGGUGUCGCGCUCCCAGAGAGCUGGUCUGCAGUUCCCAGUGGGUCGUAUCCACAGGCACUUGAAGACUCGCACAACCAGCCACGGUCGUGUAGGAGCCACAGCAGCUGUUUACAGUGCUGCCAUCCUUGAGUACCUCACCGCUGAAGUACUAGAGUUGGCGGGUAACGCCUCCAAAGACUUGAAAGUGAAGCGUAUCACUCCUCGCCACUUGCAGCUGGCCAUUCGUGGUGACGAGGAGUUGGACUCCCUUAUCAAGGCAACCAUUGCUGGAGGAGGUGUCAUUCCCCACAUUCACAAAUCCCUCAUUGGGAAGAAGGGCCAGCAGAAGACUGCAUAGAUGCCAUGUUGACCAGAAAUUUGGGGGCUUGGGCUUUGAACGGACCAGGAGUUCACCUUUGUUCUUUUUUAUUAUUAAUAUUAUAGCAAACGAAGAGUGAUUGUUAGCCUUUGUGUUUGUUAUAUUUACCAAUAACUAGAUAAAAAGUACAGAAAACCCCUUAAAGACAGUAAACCCUUUGUAUGUUAAUGUAGAGCGUUUGACUGGGGAGUUAAUGAUUAUUUGAAAUGGUGGCAGUGAAUUUGUUUGAUUGGCCUGGCUCUGUGUAAUGUUUUAUACUGAAAAAACAAAUUGUUAAACUGUUUUUUAUAUAAAAGAUCUUGUUUUGUGGUUAUUUUCUCUGAAGUUAUGAUAUUUACUAUGACACAUUUUUAAGGAGAAUUUCUUUUUUGAAAGUAAAUUGGAUAACAGCUAAAUAGUAAGAUGGUGCUUCUUUUCCUUUU